Prunus dulcis (almond) is the source of this 1451-nucleotide messenger RNA. RefSeq names its product LEAF RUST 10 DISEASE-RESISTANCE LOCUS RECEPTOR-LIKE PROTEIN KINASE-like 2.7. The transcript is spliced from 2 exons. Gene Ontology annotation, molecular function: polysaccharide binding. The coding region runs from base 97 to 912 and encodes 271 amino acids. The record is from RefSeq and is a predicted model, not a curated record. Lineage: Eukaryota; Viridiplantae; Streptophyta; Magnoliopsida; Rosales; Rosaceae.
UCGUACUUUAGAGAUGAAGGCAUUCACAUUCAUCUUCUCUUCUUUCCCACAACUUUGAAUAGUAUUCUCUCUCUCUCUCUCUCUCUCUCUCUGAAAAUGAAUCUCUAUCCCUUGCAAAAGAUCUCUUUUCUCCUUGUGAUCACAAGUACUAUAUGCCUAUUGUAUAUUCCAAGAUCUUUGGGUGAGGAGGAUGAUGAGCAAUACCUCAACUGCAGCGCUUCGUUUCAAUGCGCAAAUAUUCUGAAUAUUGGUUACCCUUUUUGGGGAUCAAGCCGACCCGAUUAUUGUGGCUACCCGGAAUUCAAGUUGAACUGCACCGGGGAUGCCCCGGUGAUCUCAUUCCAGGACGAAGAUUAUAGAGUCCUGGAUAUCAACCAAAGUGCAAGUACUCUUAGAAUCGCUAGGACAGACUACUGGAACAACGUUUGUCCUGUGUCACCUGGCAACACCACAAUAGAAGUAAACCGUGUAGAAUAUGCUUCAGAUGUUCAAGAACUAUUGCUGUUCUAUGACUGCCCCCCACUCAAUAUUCCUCUUCCAAUUCAGCUAACAAGUCAGUUCAACUGCAGCAUAAACAGCACUGCCAAUUACAUCAAUUACUUUGUCACACAAAACCUCACGAAUUCUGGGCUCACGAAUAUUAGUAGUACCUUUGGAACGUGCCACACGACCGUCACUGCCCGCGUUUCGCAAUCAGCGCGUGAAAAUUUGGCGAUGAAUUCCACCAAGGACAAUCUAGUUGCCGUUCUUGAUUCUGGGUUUGGGUUGAAAUGGGAUGCAAGUAAUAACUUGUGUAAGCAAUGUAACGAAACUGGUGGUCAGUGCGGGUACAAUACAUCUACAGCUGAGUUCACCUGCUAUUGCAAGGAUGGACCUAAUCCCUCGAACUGUGCAGUAUAUAGUCUGGUCUAGAAACAAGUGAGGGGCCAAAGCAAGAUUGGGUUUUUGAGUUGGGUCUCAGAAGAAGAUGAAGUUAGUUUUGAUGGACAAACAGAAUUUUCUUAGGUGGGUGCAAGAUUUGUGCCAGAUUGAGUCCUUUUGCAGCUCCUGCUGCAUCUGGUACAAAUUCAGAGACAUUAGUGCAGAGUGUGCUCUCCUAAACUUUGACCUAUACCAAACAUUUUCUUACUCUUCUAUUUCACCCAAAUUCCUUUCACAUAGCCAUGGAAAACCCAUGCGGCAUUCCAUUGGAAACUUCAAUUUUGGUUCUUCUGGUCUUUUAAUAUCAUCUUCCCCAUUAGCCAGGCUGGCCAUUUCCGUGCCAAAACAAAACCAAAUGAUUCAUACCACGUGUUAUCUAUGCUGCUAUGACAUUUACUAGAAUGACCUUCUCUGAAUUUAGAAAAUUGUAUGAAUUUGUUUAGCUUUUGGACUAGUCACAACGCACAGAAAAUUCCCUAGGUACAAGUCAAAGAAAUUCAUUUCCGUGUUUGAUGUUUGUUGAAUGAAAU